AUGGGCCCUUUCCAAACCUUUCAGGAUUACUUGUCUGCAGCAAUUCAGUUAAAGUCUGUGAUAAUCAAAUCUAAACCUGAGCGCCAAGAAUGGGAGCAGGCACCUCCCUUCUUCCGCUGCACGGCAGCAGCGAAUGACACCGUACUGCGCGCCCGGACGGGCGGCUUCAGCAUCCAGUACAGCACGGCCCUCCAACUGAAGGAGCAGGGCAACGAACUGAUCAACAAAGAUCCCUCAGCCGCCCUGGAGCGCUACACGGCAGCCCUGUCUGUGUUCACGUGGUUCGACAGGGGGCCGGAUCGGGCGUCCGAAAAUAUCCCGCUGGUGUGUACGGCGGAGCACCUUCCCCCCUCGGAGCAAGACCAGGUGCGGGUGCAGGCGGGUGGUACGGCAGCCGGUCUGGAGGCGGCGGUGGCGGACCUAGGGGCCGCCAACCAGCUGGAGCCCGCUAACAGCCAAGUUAGGGGGGCGCUGAUGGCCGUACAAGAGGAGCUGAGGGAAUAUCGGAGGCAAGAGCGCGGCAUGUACGGCAACAUGUUCCAGCGCGGGGAGCUGUACGGCGACGUUACGACAACGAGCGCCAGCGCCAGCACCUGUCCGAAUGUGGCGGUGGCGAGCAGGAGGGGGCCGGGGGGAGGGCUGGCGGGUAGCAGUGCUGCUACUGCCGCUACUGCUGCUACAAUUGAUAGCGCAAACCGGCGAGACGGUCGUACUUCUGAGGACGGCGAUCCGGAGUUGGAUCCAGAAGAUCUGCUAUUUUUGGAUCCAAAGAUGAGGAAGGUGUGGCGCAUUCCCUUCCCAAGCAGCACCAGCACCAGUAGCGGGUUGCAGCCUACACAGGACCCGCAGGCGGCAGCACCAGCACCCGCACCCGCACCCGCAGCGGCCGGAGCCGCCACCCGGGGGUUUCUAGAGGGCCAUUUGGAGCUAUGA
Molecule: messenger RNA, 933 nt
Organism: Volvox carteri f. nagariensis
Lineage: Eukaryota; Viridiplantae; Chlorophyta; Chlorophyceae; Chlamydomonadales; Volvocaceae
Exons: 7
Coding region: 1-933 (310 amino acids)
Molecular function (GO): protein binding
Source: RefSeq, a predicted model, not a curated record